Closterium sp. Yama58-4 is the source of this 2064-nucleotide messenger RNA. The record is from the annotation of a GenBank genome assembly. NCBI's taxonomy places the organism in Eukaryota, Viridiplantae, Streptophyta, Zygnematophyceae, Desmidiales, Closteriaceae.
AUGGCAGUGGACGCUAGUGGCGGGCUGCUGGCGACAGGCGGGGCGGACAGGGGCGUGCGAGUGUGGGACCUGGAGGCCAACGCAUGCACGCACUCGUUCACUGGCAUGGGGGGAGUGCUCUCUUGCGUGGCUUUUCACCCCGACCCGAAUCACCUCCUGCUGGUGGGAGCAUCAGAGAGCGGAUUAGUGCAGGUGUGGGAUCUGGUGACCAAGCGCCCAGCAGCCUCUCUAGACAAGCACUUCUCAACCGUCACCUCUAUCGCUUUCUCGCCCUCUGGCUGGCUGCUGCUCACUGCAUCACGUGAUAAGGUGGUAAACAUUUGGGAUAUUCGCACCUAUGCCCACGUCACCACCAUCCCCGUUUUUGAGUCCCUCGAAGGCCUCGCUAUAGUCACACCGCCUAUAGCCCCAUCCUUUCCUGUCAUCCCCCCCACCUGUGCUUCUGCCGCUGCUGGGAGGGAAGCAGGUGGGGGAAAAGGGGAGAAGGGGGAGAAGGGGGAGAAGGGGGAGAAAGGAGAGAAGGGGGAGAAGGGGAGGAAAGGAGAGAAGGGGAAGAAGAGUAGGGAGGAGAUGGGGGAGAAAGAGGUGGUGUGGUUUGUGAGUGUGGGGGAGAGGGGUGUGAUGCGGUUGUGGCGGUCAGACAAGUCAACGGCGGUCCUGGAGCAGCGGGCAGCUGAGGUGGCUUCCGGGCAGCAGAAAACGGGCGCGGAGGCCAAUGAGGAGGCGCCAGCUGGCGGCGGGUUUUUGUCGGCACAGUUUCUGGGCUUGGAUGGAGGAAGAGGAGAAGAGGGGGGAGGAGGAGGAAAGGGAGGAUGCAGGUUACUGUGUACCACUGCAGAUCAACGGCUGCUAAUAUACCAGCCUGUCAAUGUGACUGUCACGAAGCAGCAGCAGCAGCAGCAGUUUCUUGCCAUGUGUCAGCAGCUGAUUGGGCAGAACGAUGAGAUCGUGGACGUGCGAUUCGUCCUUGACCCCUCUGCUUCUUUUCUCGAUGCAGGGAGGGAGGGAGAUGAAGAGGAGGAAAGGGCUGAGAGGCUAGGGAAGGGAGGAGAGGGAGAAGAGGGAGGGGAGGGAGAGGAAGGAGCGGAGGGGAUAAGGAAGGCGUUGAGAGGGGUGGAGAGGAAUCUCCAGCUGGCGGUCGCGACCAACAGCGAGCAAGUGCGCGUGUACGACGUGGCGACCGCCAGCUGUCGCCGCUCCCUGAUUGGCCACUCGGACAUCGUGCUCUGCAUCGAUGCGUACCCCCACCCCUGCUCCGUGCCUCGUGCCCUUCUUGGCCCUCCUGCUGUUGCUGCCGCUGAUGGCGCUGCUGCUGGUGCUGCUAGUGCUGGUGGCGAUGGUAGCAGCAGCGGUUCUUCUUAUUUUAUUCCGGUUUCUCUGCUCGCCUCGUCUGCUAAAGAUCACUCUGUGCGAGUGUGGGACGUCACCACCGGCGCCUGUCUAGCAAUGGGAUCAGGACACGUGGCAGCUGUUGCUGCCGUGGCGUUCUCUCAGAGGCCGCCGCCAGAUCAGCCAGCAGGAGGCGGAGGAGGGAAAGGGGGAGGAGCAGGGCCUUUCUUGGUAUCUGGUUCAAGCGAUCGCACGCUCAAAGUCUGGCCACUCGCGCUUCUCCUCUCCUCCUCAGCAGCAGCGCUGCCUCGCGGGAGGGGCGGCGUGCUUCGUCUCAAGUCAGGUGCCACCGUGGCAGCACACGACAAGGACAUCAACGCUGUGGCUGUGGCGCCCAACGACGCCCUCGUCUGCUCGGGCUCCCAGGACCGCACGGCCAAGGUGUGGCGCCUGCCGGACCUCUCUCUCUCCGUGACACUACGAGGCCACAAGAGGGGCGUGUGGUCGGUCGCCUUCUCCCCCGUGGAUCGCUGUGUGCUCACGGCAUCGGGGGAUGCCACGUGCCGCAUUUGGGCUCUGGCAGACGGCAGCUGCUUGCGCACACUGCAGGGCCACGAAGCGAGCGUUCUCAAGGCCAUAUUCGUGACCCGAGGCACGCAGCUGGCGGACGGCAGCUGCCUGCGCACACUGCAGGGGCAUGAGGCUUCAGUUCUCAAGGCCAUAUUUGUGACCUGA